Hyalella azteca is the source of this 4034-nucleotide messenger RNA. RefSeq names its product PRKCA-binding protein (gene PICK1). Gene Ontology annotation, cellular component: postsynaptic density; postsynaptic early endosome; trans-Golgi network membrane. Gene Ontology annotation, molecular function: phospholipid binding; protein kinase C binding; protein domain specific binding. Lineage: Eukaryota; Metazoa; Arthropoda; Malacostraca; Amphipoda; Hyalellidae. The record is from RefSeq and is a predicted model, not a curated record. The coding region runs from base 200 to 2173 and encodes 657 amino acids. The transcript is spliced from 9 exons. Gene Ontology annotation, biological process: positive regulation of receptor internalization; regulation of Arp2/3 complex-mediated actin nucleation; intracellular protein transport.
UUGUCAGAACAGUCGCUUAUAUCACGUCUUUAUUCCACUGCUAUAGAUGCCAAAUAUUCAUAUAUGUUUCUCAAUUUAAAUCAUGAAAUCAAAAUUUAAAAACAAUGUUGAGCAGUUUCAAAUGAAUUAAGAGUUCCGAAUUAUUCUGAUAUAAGUUUGAGUUCCGAAUUUUCAGGAACUCAAGACGUGAUUCAAAGGAAUGACUCUGACUGCUGGCAGCGUAACCCUUAAGAAGAAUGAUGGCAAUCUUAUUGGAAUCAGCAUUGGUGGAGGUGGCAAGUACUGCCCAUGCCUCUAUGUUGUUCAGGUGUUUGACAACACAGCAGCAUCACAAGAUGGCACGCUGCAGAGCGGAGAUGAGAUCACUGGAGUUAAUUCACACAAUGUGAAGGGCAAAAGCAAGACGGAAGUUGCUCAACUCAUACAACGCUCCCAGGGGUCAGUGACGAUUCACUACAACAAGCUACACCCUGACCCGAAGCAAGGCAAGUCUCUGGACAUCGUCCUGAAGAAAGUGAAGCACCGUCUCGUAGAGUCCAUGUCGUCCUCCACAGCUGAUGCCUUCGGGCUGUCCCGGGCCAUCCUCUGCAAUGACGCGCUCGUCAAGAAGCUUGAAGAUCUCGAUAAGGCGGAGGAAAUGUACAGGGCUCUCAUUGAUCAUGCUAAGCUCGUUUUCAAGGCUUUCUUCGAUCUCAUUCAAGUCUUCAAGAAUUUUGGUGACAUUUUUUGCCGCAUUGGUGUGCGAGAAAUCCAGCAGUCGGCCAACGAGGCUUUCAACCAGUUUGGCGAGGCCCAUCGCAUGAUGGAGAAGUACGGCAUCCAGAUGCUCAAGAGACUCAAGCCGAUCCUUGGUGAUCUCGGCACCUACUUGCACAAGGCAAUCCCCGACACUCGUCUCACGAUCAAGCGUUACGCCGACAUAAAGUUUGAGUAUUUAAGCUACUGCCUUAAAGUCAAGGAGAUGGACGAUGAGGAGAUACAAUUUGCCCAGCUGCAGGAGCCGCUCUACAGGGUCGAAACGGGCAACUAUGAGUACCGCUUGAUCCUGCGUUGUCGACAAGAAGCGCGUUCUGGGUUCGCGCGGCUGCGGUCUGACGUGCUGGUGAAGCUGGAGCUGCUGGACUCGAAGCACGUGCAGCACCUGACGACGCAGCUCACGAGGCUGGUGAGCCUGCUGGCUUCGUACCACACGCAGUGCCAGCAGCUCAUGCACGACAAGCACUGGUUCCCUAUAGAGCUCGACCUCGCGGGCACCACGCUCUACAACGCCCAAGACACCUACGAGGAUGAGGACGAGGAACCCACUGAGGGCGAUGAGGCUCUUCUUGAUGCGGUGGAGGCGGUAGAAGGCAGUGAAGGAAACUUGCUCGGCGAUGACGGCAGCAGCCUGCCAAAGAUCAGCGACCAGCUGUUGAGCAACGAACAGCUUCUGAGCAACGAACAGCUUCUGAGCAACGAACAGCUGCUCAGCAACGAACAGCUGCUGAGCAGAGUGCAGGGGCUUGAUCUCAGUGACGACGCUGGCCUCUGCAGCGACGCUCUGCUGACGCCUCUGGGCGGGGGGCAGGACGCUAGUGUGAGCCAAGCACCUUGGAUGCAGACCGCGAUGUCAGGACAACAGCCCCAGGCCUUCAUGUCCGCCCCCAGCAGUCAGGCCAUGUUGACCAAUAACGCAUCUCUUCCGCCCCAGCAAAACGUUGUUGCUCCGGCACCUGGCGUCUUGCUUCCACCAGCGAUGCACUCAACCGAAACUUGGGACAACGUGCAGCAGUUGUCAUCAAUAGUGUCGUCACUCCCACCUGGGUCCGGACGAUCGGACGGCAACAAGGUUCAGCAUCAAGUUACGGAAUUAUCCAGUUCCCAGCAUCAGCUUGCUGGACUUCCUAGUUCUCAGCUGCAUGCAACAGGGCAUCCAAGCUCGCACAAGAGUGCUGGAUUAUCUCAGUUGUCCCAGGAGCUCGCUGGCUUGACAGCCCAGAAUGUCGACUGCUUCAUGUCUCCGGAAAAAAAAUCUGCUGAAGCUGACGGAAUUUUUUGGCCGGCGUCUGAUUACUCUGAGUUGUCGUCGUUCGUGUCGAGCGCCACUGAGGACCUGAGAUCUCAGAGGCCGAGUGCUGGCACUCAAGAUCCUCAUGAUAAUCUCGAGGACGUCAAUUUAUUGGAUGCUUUUUGAAUUAUGGAGGUUAUUGGGCUUGGAUUUACCUUUACCUUGGAGUGGGUUCGCUUGAUCUUAACUGCUUUGUGUUUGUUGUGCUAGAAUUUGUUUUGAUUUAUUAAAAAAAAAUGUUUUUAGCCCGAUUUCAAUGCUUGCAGUCUUCGAAAAUAAUGACUUGUUAACUACGCAAAGAUUUCUGAGUAGGUACUUAUUGUUACUUACUCGAUACUGACAAAGUCCGGAUGUUACCCUAUCUUUUACACUGUAGCACCUCAACAUUAAUGUGUACGCACCAAUCUUACAUUCGAAUGUUAUUUGAGCCAUGUUGAGACGAGAAAUCAUAAAUGGUCAGAUUUUUCUCCUUAUAAUGUACCAUAUUAUAAAGGAUAAUUAUAUUAUGCAUUGUUAACAUUCCGCAGUUCUAACAAUACUAACUUUAAUUUUCUCUUCUGUUUUCCUUUAAGCACGGACUUUUUGUUCUAUAAAGGAGCUUCUUUUCUACCAUUUGACUUUUCGUAGUCAGGUUGUCUUCGGCAACCUUCUCUUUGCUACCGAGUCUUCUUUAAUUUAAAGCAAUUUUUAAUGUAAACCAAGUUUUUAAUUUAAAGCAAUUUUUUUACUCAAAGCCGUUUUUACUACUUUUUGACUACAUUGUAGUCCAUCAAAUUUUCUACACGUCACAUGACCUUCUACAGUGUUAUUUCUACGUAAACAUUCCUAAUCCAGUAUAUUUCUAUGAGAUGUAUGGCAUAUUUUUCUAGUCAAGCAAUAUUCAUGACAUCUUCAUAGCGCGUUAGAAUAAUUAAUAAGUUCGAAUCAAUUGCUUCCCUACUCCUCGCUGUUAUCACGAGGGUGUCUAGUCAUUGCAUUGUAGAAUUUAUUGAGUAUGUGAUCCUAGGUAUAUGUUACUUGGGUUCCUUUAUUUUAUGCCAGGAUCUAAUUUCUAGCUCCACUUCAGUUCUAGUCUCUUCCAACUGAACCGAAGUGGUGGGUCGAACUAUGCCAAGUCUGCUGCAGAGAUGUGCCCCUAGUCAGCUGCAGAGAUGCGCCCCUAGUCAGCUGCAGAGAUGCGCCCCUAGUCUGCUGCAGAGAUGCGCGUCUUGUCAGCUGAAUGCUCAACACAAUUUGACGAUCCACCAACACUAUUAAAAUUUGCCACUGCUACAAUUCCUGGCAUGUUGAGUCGGAAAUAGGAACGUGUUUGUUCAUCGUGCGAAGUGUAUCACUAGAGACGAGGCAUCAUACGUAAUGUGCUGCACCUCUUACGACGUGCAUCACUAGAGACGAUGUAUAUACUGCACGUUUGUAUUGUACCUAUUACGACGUACAGUCAAACGAAGCAUUCGUCUCUAUUGUCUGUAUGGUAUUCUUGGUGCUAAUGAGUUCAUGCGUAUUGAACCCAUUUCUUGAGCUUCAUUACGUGGCAUCAAUUCUGUUCAAACCUGCCGCUUAGUCAGCGAACAACGGCAGAUAAUUGUUUAGUUCGAGUCAACCGCAUUAUUUAUUGGUUCUCUUCGUUGCUUUGUUCUACUUGCAUUGUGUGUUGUUUCACAUUGUCAUCUUAAGGAGUUUUACUAUUUCUUGUGUUAUUCUAUGAAAUUCCUGCAAUGUGUAUUAUUUCAAAAUGGCUUACAAGCAUGUGAACCCAAAGUAGGAGCUUGUGUGAAGUUGUCGUCGUAAAGCGCAAAGCAGAAGAAAUUUCGACGAUAAUUUCAGCCUGAUUUCCAGGGUUACUAGUCGUAUUUCAGAUUAAGAUUUCAUCUUGUGUUUGAUUUCAUCAAUUUGUUAAUUAUAUCUUUUAUAUCGACGUAUGUUUGUUUUUAUUAUUAUGUGUUUUCCGUCGUGUUUUCAGUUUGAACAAAAUGCAUAUACUCCGUAA